Messenger RNA from Malania oleifera, 1455 nucleotides. RefSeq names its product probable 6-phosphogluconolactonase 4, chloroplastic. The record is from RefSeq and is a predicted model, not a curated record. The coding region runs from base 350 to 1117 and encodes 255 amino acids. Gene Ontology annotation, biological process: pentose-phosphate shunt; carbohydrate metabolic process. Gene Ontology annotation, molecular function: 6-phosphogluconolactonase activity. Lineage: Eukaryota; Viridiplantae; Streptophyta; Magnoliopsida; Santalales; Ximeniaceae. The transcript is spliced from 3 exons.
AUGAUUUCUAUACCAAGAUUUCCACCCGCCCUUUUCUAUCAAAAAGCAUUUGGGUUGGCCGAUCAAACUAUUUGGCGCCAACUAGACACGUGUCAAGUUCGGAGUGGUGGUGUGGGCCUCCAAAACCGCAUCCGAUCCGCAGGAGUUGAGACUAUACGCGCGCUGCGCACGGGCCGACUCGUUUCAUUCUGUCUACGCUAACCUGCGCCUGCCUUCUUAGUGCCCCCCGCGAAUCUCACCCGCUGUCUUUUCUUUACCAAUUCUCUCACUCUCUCGGCCGGAUUCUGGAGUUCGAUCUCCUGUAAUCGUCGAGAGCUCACGCUGCAAAGCGACGUCGUCUGCGGCGGAGAUGGCGGCGGAGGGACAGAAAUUGAAGGAGCAGAUCUUCGAUUCGGAGGAGGAGAUGGCGGUGGCUCUGGCCAAAUACACCGCCGAGUUAUCGAAGAAGUUCACAGCAGAGCGAGGUGCUUUUACUGUCGUUCUCUCCGGAGGGUCGCUGAUUAAUUCUAUUAGGAAAUUGGCUGAACCUCCAUACGUUGAUUCGGUGGAGUGGGCAAAAUGGCAUGUGUUCUGGGUGGAUGAGAGAGUUGUUCCCAAGGAACACGAAGACAGUAACUACAAAUUGGCCUAUGAUGGUUUCCUCUCCAAGGUACCAAUUCUACCUGAGCAUGUGUAUGCAAUCAACGAUGCCCUUCCAGCAGAGGGUGCUUCAGAAGAUUACGAGACCUGUCUGAAGAACUUAGUGAAGAAGAGUGUCAUAGGUAUAUCAGCGGCCACUGGGUUUCCCAAGUUUGAUCUGAUGCUGCUGGGAAUGGGGCCAGAUGGGCACGUAGCCUCUCUUUUCCCACGGCACCCUCUGGUCCAUGAGAACGAGAAAUGGGUCACGUGCAUCAUGGACUCCCCCAAACCUCCUCCCCAGAGGAUUACUUUCACCUUCCCUGUCAUCAACUCAUCUUCCUACAUCGCCAUGGUUGUGGUUGGAGCUGCUGAAGCCAAUUCUGUGCAGAUUGCUCUGCGGAAUGGCCAGAAGAAUUCAAAUUUGCUGCCUGUUCAAAUGGUUUUGCCUGAAGUGGAAAUGACCUGGUUUCUUGACAAGGAUGCUUCUUCCAAGCUCUAGGAUUUUGGGCAUCUCUGUAGCUGCAGAAGCUUUGCUGUACUGAUUAGUGAAGUUUUUGUUGUCUGUUCUGGCAACAAAUUAAAAAGGGUAUGAAUAAACUAUACUUCAUCACCGAAUGCAUUUUAUGUUGGAAUUAGCUUUCUCAAUGCAAAUUUAUGUCUUUCGAGUCGCGUUAUCAUUUCUCUUGGGUGGCAAAAUGGAUCAAUUUUUGAGUAUGUGAGGUAAUUGAUCCAUUCCAAAAUGGAUCAAUAUCAGGUUUAGAGAACUCUUCCCUGCAUACAUGUAUAAAUGGCAUGCCUCUAUAUAAUAAUAAUAAUAAUGAUGUUGUUUAUUAUUAA